This is a messenger RNA of Solea senegalensis (Senegalese sole), 1774 nucleotides long. Its product is annotated as hemojuvelin-like. Gene Ontology annotation, biological process: BMP signaling pathway. The coding region runs from base 225 to 1544 and encodes 439 amino acids. Gene Ontology annotation, cellular component: plasma membrane. Gene Ontology annotation, molecular function: coreceptor activity. The record is from RefSeq and is a predicted model, not a curated record. Lineage: Eukaryota; Metazoa; Chordata; Actinopteri; Pleuronectiformes; Soleidae. The transcript has 4 exons.
CUCAGCUGUUGUGCAGCAGCAGCUGUUGGUGAUUUAUUUAGAAACGACUGACUCUCUCAAUCAGCUGUGAAUGUCACACGUGUCAAAGACCAGAGACACUUCAGACCAGGACAGACCAGAGCCAGAGACACUUCAGACCAGGACAGACCAGAACCAGGACCCAGGUCCUGACACAAACCUGGAGAUAAACAUGGACCAACUCUGAUCCUGAACCACUUGAGUUGAUGAUGAUGAUGAUGAUGAUGAUGAUGGAGGCUCAGUCUGCCAUCACAGGAAACACAGCGUUACCAUGGAAACAUUGUUUCCAGCUGACUCUGCUGCUGGUCCAGCUGAGUUUACCUGAACAAGGUGCAGCUUCCUGUCGUAUCCUCAGGUGUAACUCUGACUUCGUGGCUGCGACGCUGGACCUGGGUGGCGGCAGUGGAGUAGGAGGAGUCAGACCACCAGAUGGCGCCACAGCUGUGAGCAGAGCAGUGGUGAACGCUGGUUACUGCGGCGCCCUGCGAUCCUACGCCACGUGCACCAAGCGGAUGGCGAGGGCGUGUCGGGGCGACCUGGCGUACCACUCUGCGGUUCAGGGCAUCGAGGACCUGCUGAUCCAGCACCGCUGUCCCCGGGCGGGGCCCACGCCACAGCCCCGCCCCCUCCCUCAGGGAACCCUGUCAGCAGACGACUGCCUCUACGAGCGCAGCUUCCUGAGCAGAGAAGGUCGCGUGCCGGAGUACGUGCACUGCGGCGUGUUCGGGGACCCGCACGUCCGAACGUUCAAUGACGAUUUCCAGACGUGCGACGUGCAGGGGGCGUGGCCUCUCAUAGAUAAUGAAUACCUGUUUGUUCAAGCCACCAGUUCACCGAUGAAGGCGGAAACGCCCAUUAUGGGGAGGAGCACAGCGCUCACCAAGAUCACAGUCAUCUUUAAGAACAUGCGUGAGUGCGUGGAGCAGCAGUUGUACCAGGCCGAGCUCGAUAACGUGCCCGCGGCGUUCGCCGACGGCUCGGUGUCCAGCGGCGAGUGGCGAGGUCACCGCAGCCUGACGGUCAGCACGCAGAGUCCGGGUCGACACGCUGAGAUCCGAGCGUCUCACAUCGGCACGCUGCUGGUGGUGCGUCAGAGCGGACGCUCCCUCGGCCUGUCCGUCCUGUCGCCGCGCGGCGUCACGCAGGCUUUUGGCCCCGAACAGGACCUGCAGCUGUGUGUGUGGGGAUGCCCCGCCUCCCAGAGACUCAACACGCUCCGCCCACCGCAGCCACCACCACCGCAGUCCUCUCUGCCCGCCUCCAUCAGUGCCCACGCCCACUGCGCUGCGCUGCUUCCUGCUCGAGACGUCUACUACCAGGCCUGCGUGUUUGACCUGAUCACCAGCGGCGACCUGAACUCCAGCACCGCCGCCGUCACCGCGCUGCACGACGCACGUCACAUGAUCUCUGAGCAGGAAACCGUUCACCUGUCACUGGUUGCCGCUGCGCGACACCGCCGCCCACCUCCACACCUGACGCUGCUACUGCUGACACUCGGCAUGCUGGGAAUUGUGAGCAGAGCCUAAGGCAGUGACGUCACUGAUGACAUCACUGUGGCAUCCCUUCACAGUGAAACAUUCUCGGCCACGCCCACAGAAAUGUCCCGCAAUGAAAAAAUAUUUUUAUCGUACACAUGAACAUCGUAGGAAUCUGUGGCUCAAAAUUUCUAAACGACUUCAGUUUAGGUAGUUCAGUUAGUUUACUUAGUUUGGUUAGUUUAAGUAGUUCAGUUAGUUUACUUAGUUUGGUUAGUUUA